ACAGGCCGUGCAACUGUGCAGACAGGGCUUUAAAAGUAUUAUUUGAAUUUGUGGAAAGAAAUAUGCGUGUGAAUAAAAUAUUUGAAUAACAAAUACUUCGAUCAUGCAAACAAUAAACUCGUUAUAAGCAAUGUGAGGACACAAACGAUGUGAUCUUCCGUAGUGUAAUUUUUGUCAUCAAUGUCACUUUUCACAAUAUUUACAGUAUCGUCCAUUACGAGGAAUAUGACUAUGUGUGUAUCUUACAGUUUGAAUUCGCAACGAGUGGACAGAAUCCAUUAGUUUAACAAGUUUGUACGCUCACUUUUUGGCAGUAAAUGCAGGAUUUGAAAUAACAGCAACACCAGGGGUUAGAAUCAUGUAUAAUUCUACCAGAUACAUGAUUCUGUUUGUCAUCAUCGUUUUCCUUGGAACGUGUAUGUAUGUGCUCGAUUAUUAUUAUUUUCAUUAUUCAAGAAUGGAUAUUGAUGUUAACUGCAACGCCAUAUUCCAGGGUGAUAAAGAUGAAAUUCAACGUGCAGAGAAGAUUAUUCAAGUUAGAAAUUUUCUCCAACCUAAAAAAUACUCAGAAAUGACGAAAACCUGCUUACAUUUUAAACGUCUGCGUGGAUAUAUUGAUCAUCAUCUAACGGAAGUUGAACGUGACUUUCCAAUAGCGUUCAGUCUACUUAUUUACACAGAUAUUGAACAAUCGGAAAGACUUCUACGCGCCAAUUACAGACCACAGAACUUUUAUUGCAUACACGUUGACUCCAAAACAGAUGAAGCCAUAUACGUCGGCAUGUCUUCAAUCGCGAGUUGCUUUGAUAACGUGUUUAUGACAUCAAAGCGAUUUAACGUUAGGUGGGGUACAAUGACCGUUCUCGAGCCAGAAUUACUCUGCAUGCAGGAGCUUUGGAAUAAAAGUAUUGAGUGGAAAUAUUUUAUUAAUCUGACUGGACAAGAGUUUCCAUUGAAAACAAACUACGAACUUGUACGCAUUUUACAGGCAUAUAAUGGAUCAAACGACAUUGAGGGAACUUUUAAAAGAGCCAGUACGGAUCGGUGGCAGAGAGCCGGUGCACCACCUCAUAACAUCACGGCUAUAAAGGGGUCUGUGCAUAUUGUGGCCAACAGAGGCUUUGUGGACUUUAUAUUGCAUGAUCAGCGAGCCCAUGAUCUCUUGAACUGGACGAGACAGACGGAGGUGCCUGAUGAAACUUUCUUUUCUACGCUCAACCAUAACCCUCAUCUCGGUGUGCCAGGUGCUUAUUUAGGGGUACCGGAGUCGGACGAUGCGAUCAAGCCAUUCCUGGCGCGAUUCAAGCAUUGGGUCUGGGGUCAAAGAGAGUGCCAUGGCAAACACGUGCGCAACAUCUGUGUCAUAGGCAUUGGCGAUCUGCCGGAUCUGGCCCAGAGCAAGAAGCUCUUCGUGAACAAAUUCCAUCAGAACUUCCACCCCUUUGGCUACGAUUGUCUUGAGGAGCUCAUCGCAAACCGCACCCGGGACACUUACCUCGGUAAUCUCGAUUUUGAUUCCAGAUAUUACGAAACUUUGGGAUUUGUUGAGAACAAAAUAUAAUGCAACAUGGAAAGCAUAUUUGUUUGCAUUAAGUUGUAUGCUUAAAAUUGUAUUAAUGUUAAUCUAAGUGUGAAAGAUUAAUUGUAUUCUAUAUAUAGUAUAUUUGUAUUUAUGAUAUAGCUCCGAAUUUAAAAACAUUAAUCAUGAAUACUAUGUUAAGCAUUAAAUAAAAAUGUAUAUUAAUUCUAAAUUAGAAAAAAUCAUAUUGUAGUUGGAUUUUCAUCAAGUUCAAUAGCUACGGAAAUAAGAUUUGUGAUUAACAUAUUUCAUUGUGUUAAAUGUGUUGUACAAUAAUUUUGUAUUAAGUAAUCCGUAUUCAGAAAACACAUUUACAAUGGCAUCCUUUCUUUACAUCAAAAUUUAGGUUGUUAUAAAAAAAAAUACUCGUGCGUUUGAUUUGUUUUCUAUAAAUGUAUUUUAACAUCGAUGAGUUUAAAAAUCUGUAAAAUUAAUUGCAUAUCAUUGAUAAAAAUUACUUGAAUGAAAGAUAUAUGUUAUAUCAAAGUUGUUUGAAGAUUAUUAAUCGGACUCGUCUUAUAUAAGGAGUGUAAAUAAUAACGUCAUUUCAACUUUAUGCCAAUAACUCUGGCCUACGUUUACUGUUCACACAUCGAAUAAGACAAUAAUCAAGCGUCAUUAUGGUGACAGAUGCGUCUAUAUGCAUUUAUAUUUCACAUCUAAAUCUUUAUAUAUUAAGACUGUAUAGGUCUUUAAGGGUCUUGUUCAUCUAGUUUUGUAUCGUUGAAACCCAUGACCUAGCCAGACAAAAUUAAGAAUCAGAAGGUAAUCCAAUUAUUAAGUAAAAUAACCUGACAGGAAAUAAGUUAACAAACCUUGAAACAAAUGACGAAAACUAGUUAUAACUUCAUACGUAUGAACGCAAAGAGACACAUCUUCAUUUGAUGAUAUGCAUAUGAUUUAUUUAUGUUGUACAUUCUAUGAAUCCAUUACCAUUUCAUCAAACGCAUAAGAAAUAUACCAUAGUAAAAUAUCUGCAAUUAUUAUAUGAUAUGGUCUAUAAUUAUAUUUAUUAUGUUUCAUUGCGUAAGACUUAUACGUCAACAUACUGGAAUUCGUAAUGCAAGUCUGAGUGCGCAGUGGUUUGUUUUUCAUUAGUUCCUUUAAAUUUAUAUUCCAUUUCUAGUAUAUUUAAAUAAUGAGCUAGUCGUUAUCAUAAUAUGAGAUGAUUUGUUUUUUAAUAUAAAGCAUAGCUAUUAUUAUUCGCUUAUAAAAAACAGUAAAAACUCAGUUAUUCGUGUAUAUACAUUGCAGACAUAAUAACUCGAAUUAUACUGUGUUUGUAUAUUGAAAAAGUGAAGACAUAUAAUGUGAAUAUGUUAUAUAAUCGAAAAUAUCCGUGUAUUUUUAAAUAACGUUUAUUAUAUGAUAAUGAACGUCUUUUGUCAGAUGUACUACACGAUUCUUUCAAACUACUAACCAUUGCGACACUUAGUGUUUGGUGUGAAAUGUUCGACAAAGCGAUGUUUUACCGAAGAAGUGUGUUAUUUAUCCAAGAAGGAUGUGGUUCAUAUCCAUUGAAAAAGCAUAUCGGUCACGAGGUGUGGCAGUUUUCACCGGUCACGAGAUGUGGC
Molecule: messenger RNA, 3153 nt
Organism: Dreissena polymorpha
Lineage: Eukaryota; Metazoa; Mollusca; Bivalvia; Myida; Dreissenidae
Product: beta-1,3-galactosyl-O-glycosyl-glycoprotein beta-1,6-N-acetylglucosaminyltransferase-like
Exons: 5
Coding region: 359-1561 (400 amino acids)
Cellular component (GO): membrane
Molecular function (GO): acetylglucosaminyltransferase activity
Source: RefSeq, a predicted model, not a curated record